GAGAUGAACCUACUAUGAAAUACCAAUACCAUGGUCUCGCUCUUGUUCAUUUCCUUGGCAUUCAAAUGCCCAACAUUUUCACGCAAGACCCGCAUGGAAUCUUCCCAACCCAGAACUCUACGCGACCGCUUCUCCAUGUCUGCUUCGAGAGAAGCUCGUUGUCGUUUAAGCAACGACGGCUGUGAAGAAGCUCAUCAGUCUCUCAUUACGUUGCGGGAAUGGCAGGAUUGGGGCACCACAUCUCCUGUUCCCAUGGCGGUCACGAGAAUCGUCGAGGAUUUCAAGAGUUUGGAGACAGAGAUCGAUGCCCAGAUGAGCUUUGGUGGUCAUCAUGGCAAACUCCAGGGUACUUUUAAAAUUCAGGAGGACAAGAAACACCGAGCAACAUAUCAGGCUCUUGGAAAUUCUGAACAGAAGCUCCAAUUCUUCUCAGCUCGACAAAUAGCAUGUCGCUUGCUUGGAAGUAGGGGUUACCUUUGUCAAAAGUGUUGGCUACCUUAUGAAGAUUGUAUGUGUUUGAGAGUCAUGCCUUGCAAGCUUUGGAAUGGAUUGAGGUUCUGGUUGUAUAUGCAUCCCAAGGAUUUCUUAAGGCAGAAUAACACUGGCAAGCUGUUGUGGCAGUUAUUUGGUGUUCAAGUAGCAACUCUGUGCCUUUUUGGCAUUGCUGAACAUGAGGAAAUGAUGUGGAAUGCAUUUAAGCAUGCGGGAAAGCACAAGGUUUGGUGCCUUUAUCCGAAUAAGAAUGCAGUGGUCAAAUCAGUUCAGGAAGCUUUUAGUCAAUUGUCUUCGGUAAACCUGGAAUCCACAGAAACUACGACAAAUAAAGAUGAAACCCUGAACUUUAUCCUGAUUGAUGGUACAUGGAGCAACUCUGCCGCAAUGUUCAGACGAUUGAAGGAUCAAGCCAAGUCAAUAUGGGGGGAAGAAGAUAUUCCGUGUAUAUCGUUGGCCACGGGUGCUUCUACAAUGCAUAAACUUCGGCCCCAACCAUCAUGGGAUCGUACCUGUACAGCCGCAGCAGCUAUUGGCCUCCUCUCUGAGCUGCAACUUCUUCCAAAGUUCAGCUCCUGUGGGUUGGAUAAACAGGCAGAAGCCAUUGAGGAUGCUUUGGUUGUCCUAUUAGACGCUCUCACAGCUCGACGACUCCGGAUGGGUAGGUCCAUCACACGUAAAAUACGGCACACCAGCGACAUAUGUUAAUAACUACCCAAGAAUAAGUUUAUGCAGGCGCAGCAACAGGAGGAAACCUUUUUGAAAUGCUGAGGUGAUUUUGUUGAAUCUAGUACGAGAUCUCAUAAAUGAAAUGCUAAUUUCUUUUGCUAACUGAUAUUAGAACAAAACUCAACUAAAUUAUGGUUGAUGUUUUUCUUU
This is a messenger RNA of Morus notabilis, 1371 nucleotides long. RefSeq lists its product as uncharacterized. The record is from RefSeq and is a predicted model, not a curated record. The transcript has 8 exons. Bases 31 to 1200 code for a protein of 389 amino acids. Lineage: Eukaryota; Viridiplantae; Streptophyta; Magnoliopsida; Rosales; Moraceae.